Guyanagaster necrorhizus is the source of this 1238-nucleotide messenger RNA. Its product is annotated as NAD(P)-binding protein. Bases 73 to 885 code for a protein of 270 amino acids. The record is from RefSeq and is a predicted model, not a curated record. NCBI's taxonomy places the organism in Eukaryota, Fungi, Basidiomycota, Agaricomycetes, Agaricales, Physalacriaceae. Gene Ontology annotation, molecular function: oxidoreductase activity. The transcript is spliced from 7 exons.
GUUCCGUCAUUCUGAAGCAUAAGUUCUGCUUACCUUACCUUCACCCCGGCCAACGUUCCCUACAACUCCAUCAUGUCUGUCUUCAACGCCUCUCGUCUGCUUGGAAAGACCGUUAUCGUUACUGGUGCCAGUUCCGGGAUUGGAGCGGCCACCGCGGUGCUGUUUGCCAAGGGAGGCUCGAAUGUCAUCUUGAUUGCCCGUCGUGCAGACGCGCUCAAGAAAGUGUCGGACGCAUGUGCUGCUGCUCACAAAGAAUCCGGUCUCCGGCAAGGAGGAAAAUUCGCCGCUGUUCAGCUGGACGUCUCAGAUAAGGCGCAGGUUGCGACACUCUGGGAUAAGGUACCUCAGGAUCUCCGAAAUGUUGAUAUCCUAGUGAACAAUGCAGGUUUCGUCUUGGGUGUCGAGCAUGUUGGAGACAUCAAACCUGAGGACGUGGAGAGCAUGUUUUCUACUAACGUCUUUGGGCUCAUAUCCAUGACUCAAUUGCUCAUCAAAGAUUUCAAAGCCAAGAAAGCAGGGCAUGUCAUCAACCUGGGAUCCAUUGCAGGACUUGAGCCAUACGCAGGAGGAAGUAUCUACACUGCUACAAAACACGCUGUCCGUGCCUUUACUGGAUCGAUGAGGAGGGAGCUGGUCAAUACUCCUAUUCGAGUAACUGAAAUUCAGCCAGGAAUGGUGGAGACUGAAUUCUCCAUCACACGGUACCGAGGUGACAUAAACGCAGCCGGAAAAGUGUAUGAAGGCCUGGAACCUUUGACUGCUGCCGACAUCGCGGAAGAAAUUGUUUGGGCAGCUGCUCGACCCCCUCACGUCAACAUUGCUGAAAUGCUUGUGUUUCCUGUCAACCAGGCAAGUGCUACAAUCAACUACCGGGGACCUAAAUGAAGUCCAGGUCGAAAGCGUAAAGUGAGGAUAGAAGUUCAAAUAUGUAACUAUCGUCGUAUAUUUUCAUGACGAAGGGUGACAACGAAACAAUAAGAUAUAUAAGCACCGACAGAUCCCGGUUAACCAAGACAUUCCAUGCACAGAUUACAUAUCUUCCAGUCAUGAUUUACUCCUCUUGGAUCUCGAGCGGGUAGUUUUGACAACCAUCGGCUCCGGCUCCUGUAGGAGAUCGCUAUCGUAAACGAACUUCUGAACAACAAUACUCUCUGGAAUGAUGUCUUCCAAUGCUGAUGAAGCAUUAGACAAAUUACCCAACAUAUCCAAAGGUAUUGCCUGUUUGGACCGAGGUCAAC